Messenger RNA from Cryptomeria japonica (Japanese cedar), 1393 nucleotides. Its product is annotated as peroxidase A2. The transcript has 4 exons. The record is from RefSeq and is a predicted model, not a curated record. Gene Ontology annotation, molecular function: heme binding; peroxidase activity. Lineage: Eukaryota; Viridiplantae; Streptophyta; Pinopsida; Cupressales; Cupressaceae. Gene Ontology annotation, biological process: hydrogen peroxide catabolic process; response to oxidative stress. Bases 96 to 1067 code for a protein of 323 amino acids.
UAUCAAAACAUAUCUACAACUGAUCCAUCUGCGUUUGUAUUGGGUCCAUUUUUCUAAGAUAAUCUUGUUUUUUAUUGCAAAGUUUGAGUUGAAGCAUGGCUACCACUCCAAGUUUCUUUUCUGUGCUAAUGAUACUGUUGGGUUUAUGGGAAAAUGUAAGUGCACAAUCUGGUGGGAAGUCUUUGACUCCUGAGAACUAUUGGUGGACUUGUCCAGAGGCUGAGGCCAUUGUUUUUGAUGGAGUAGCAAGAGCUGUAGCUCAAGAUCCACGCAUGGCUGCCUCUCUUCUGCGCAUGCACUUCCAUGACUGCUUUGUUCAAGGCUGCGAUGCUUCUAUUCUGCUGGAUGGAAACGCAACGUUCGGAGAGAAGACUGCAGGUCCUAAUAACAACUCCCUGCGUGGAUUUGAAGUUAUAGAUUCCAUCAAAACAGAGCUAGAGUUUGCCUGCCCUGGAAUUGUUUCAUGUGCUGACAUCCUUGCAAUUGCUGCUAGAGACUCAGUGGUUUUGACAGGAGGGCCAGCAUGGCUGGUACAGUUGGGAAGGAAGGACAGCAGAACACCAAACAGAAAGGAAGCAAAUGAGAAGUUACCUCCUCCUAACUCAGAUGUUGGCAAACUCAUUAGAAUGUUCCACGAUGUUGGUCUUACUGAAGAAGAUAUGGUAACACUAUCAGGUGCUCAUACAAUAGGCAAAGCACGGUGUUCCUCAUUCAGGGAUAGACUUCAGAGUCAGCCAGAUCCCACACUUGGAAAUCGACUGCUUACUUCAUUGAAGCAGCUCUGCGGCUUCAACAAUACCAAUCCUCUCACUAAUCUAGAUUUGAAAACACCUAUUACAUUUGACAAUGGGUACUAUAGAAACCUUCCUUCUGGGGAAGGACUUCUGCGCUCUGACCAGGUACUUUAUUCCACUGACGAGAGGACAAAGAACUUGGUUGAAUAUUACAUACACAACCCAGAGGCGUUCUUCCAUAACUUCAAGGUAUCCAUGAUAAAGAUGGGAAAUAUCAGGCCUCUUCUUGGCAAAGAUGGUGAAGUACGUCGCCAUUGCCGCUUUCCUAAUUAAUCUCAUAAGGCUGUUAUGCAUGGUAAUUGUUAUUCAUUGUGAUUUGUACUACAGAAACAGAAGUAUAAGCCUCCGGAUGUGCGGGAAAUACUAAUAUUUUUGUGUUUUGUGUGAAAAUAUAUGGAAGAAUUAAUUGGGAUAUGAAAGAUGAAUAAGGCCUACAAUUAUGUACAGGUCUUACGUUUAAGUUUGUGAUAAGGAUGUAGCAUUAGAUAUUUUUUGUAGCAUAAAUAAGUGCACGUUUUAUGUUUUUAUCAUUCUAGGGUAUGCUUUAAGAGCCACUUUUGAGUGGGUUGAUAUAAAUAAAAUAUGGUUUUCAAAUUGUA